This is a messenger RNA of Miniopterus natalensis, 5792 nucleotides long. It is a transcript of the gene MGAM, whose product is annotated as maltase-glucoamylase. The record is from RefSeq and is a predicted model, not a curated record. Gene Ontology annotation, molecular function: alpha-1,4-glucosidase activity; carbohydrate binding. Gene Ontology annotation, biological process: carbohydrate metabolic process. Lineage: Eukaryota; Metazoa; Chordata; Mammalia; Chiroptera; Miniopteridae.
AUGGCGAGGAGGAGGCUGAAAGGCUUUACUCCGCUGGAGCUGAUGCUCACUGCGCUCCUGCUUACCGUGUUCAUCAUCACGAUUCCUCUCUUUGUGCUUUCCGCCCAAGAGUCUUUGAAACACAAAGGUUCUGCGCCAAGUACCACCCCUGCUCCUGCCGACUGCCCCGUGGUCAGUGAACUGGAGCGAAUAAACUGCAUCCCGGACCAGACACCCACGAAGGCCACGUGUGAGCAGCGUGGCUGCUGCUGGAAGCCCCAGGGACCCAUCAGUGUGCCCUGGUGCUACUAUUCUAAGAGUCAUGGCUACCAACUGGAAGGCAGCCGUACAAAGACAAAUGCAGGAUUCACAGCCCAGUUGAAAAGGCUGCCGUCUCCAUCCCUGUUUGGAAAUGAUGUCAGCAAUGUCCUUCUCACAGAGGAAUAUCAGACAUCUAACCGUCUCCACUUUAAGUUAACUGACAAAGACAAUGAGCGGUAUGAAGUGCGCCAUGAACAUGUCCAAGCCUUCAAGGGAAAUGCUGCCUCUUCCCAGGCCUACGAAGUCCGCGUCUCCAGUUCACCAUUUAGCAUCCAAGUGAUCAGAAGGAGCAACAAUCGUGUCCUGCUUGACUCAAGCAUCGGGCCCCUCCUGUUUUCUGACCAGUUCCUGCAGCUGUCCUUCCGACUGCCCAGUGCUAAUGUGUACGGCCUGGGAGAGCAAGUGCACCAGCAGUACCGCCAUGACAUGACUUGGAAGACCUGGCCCAUCUUCGCCCGGGAUACAACCCCCAAUGGGGAUGGAAACAACUUGUAUGGUACCCAGACGUUCUUCCUGUGCCUUGAAGAUGCUAGUGGAUUGUCCUUUGGGGUGUUUCUGAUGAACAGCAAUGCCAUGGAGGUUGUCCUCCAGCCCACACCAGCCAUCACUUACCGCACCAUUGGGGGCAUUCUGGACUUCUAUGUGUUCUUGGGAAACACUCCAGAACAAGUGGUCCAAGAGUAUCUACAGCUCAUUGGACGGCCAGCCCUACCUCCAUACUGGGCCCUUGGAUUCCAACUCAGUCGUUAUGACUAUGGCACCCUAGAGAACAUGAAAGAAGUUGUGGAGAGAAACCGGGCAGCACAGCUACCUUAUGAUGUUCAGCAUGCCGAUAUUGAUUAUAUGGAUGGGAGGAAGGACUUCACUUACAACCCAGUAGACUUUAAAGGCUUUCCUGAGUAUGUUAAGGAGCUGCACCGCAAUGGACAGAAGCUGAUCAUCAUUGUGGAUCCGGCUAUCUCCAUCAACUCUUCCUCAAGUAACCCCUAUGGCCCCUAUGAAAGGGGUUCAGACAUGAAGAUAUGGGUCAAUGCUUCAGAUGGAGUGACUCCACUUAUCGGGGAGGUCUGGCCUGGAAAAACUGUGUUUCCGGAUUACACCAACCCCAAGUGUGCUGUUUGGUGGGCAAAUGAAUUUAAGCUUUUCCACAGUGAAGUGGAGUUUGAUGGGAUCUGGAUUGAUAUGAAUGAGAUCUCCAACUUUGUUGAUGGUUCAGUUUCAGGAUGUUCGACAAGCAAUCUAAAUUAUCCCCCAUUCACUCCCAGAGUCCUGGAUGGGUACCUGUUCUGCAAGACUCUCUGCAUGGAUGCCACGCAGCACUGGGGCAAGCAGUACGAUGUCCACAACCUGUAUGGCUACUCCAUGGCGAUUGCCACGGCAGAAGCUGUCAAGACCGUGUUUCCUAAUAAGAGGAGCUUCAUUAUAACCCGUUCCACCUUUGCGGGGUCUGGCAAGUUUGCAGCCCACUGGUUAGGAGACAACGCAGCCACCUGGGAUGACCUUCGAUGGUCCAUCCCUGGCAUGCUCGAGUUCAACCUUUUUGGAAUCCCAAUGGUGGGUGCUGACAUAUGUGGCUUUGCGCUGGAUGCCCCCGAGGAGCUCUGCAGGCGGUGGCAGCAGCUGGGAGCAUUUUACCCAUUUGCCAGGAAUCACAAUGGCCAAGGCUACAAGCCCCAGGACCCUGCCUCCUUUGGAGCCAACUCUCUGCUGUUGAAUUCGUCCAGGCACUACCUUACCAUCCGCUACACUCUACUGCCCUAUCUCUACACGCUCCUCUACCGCGCUCACAGAUGGGGGGACACGGUGGCCAGGCCCCUUCUGCAUGAGUUCUACGGGGACAGCAGCACGUGGGAUGUGCACCGACAGUUUCUGUGGGGGCCGGGUCUCCUCAUCACUCCAGUUCUGGAAGAGGGUGCAGAAAAUGUGACGGCCUAUAUGCCUGAUGCCAUCUGGUACGAUUAUGAGACUGGGGGCCGAGUGAGAUGGAGGAAGCAGAAAGUGGAAAUGCAACUUCCUGGGGACAAAAUUGGACUUCACCUGCGAGGAGGCUACAUCUUCCCCACCCAACAGCCAGCCACAACCACUGUGGCCAGUCGAAAGAAUCCUCUUGGUCUUAUCAUUGCACUAGAUGACAACAAAGAAGCAAAAGGGGAACUUUUCUGGGAUGAUGGGGAAACGAAAGAUACUGUGGCCAAUAACACUUAUAUCUUAUGUGAGUUUUCCAUCACCCAAAACCGCUUGGAUGUGAAGAUUUUACAGUCAACCUACAAAGACCCCAAUAAUUUAGUUUUUAAAGAGAUUAAAAUCCUUGGGACCCAGGAACCUAGCAACGUUAUAGUGAAACAGAAUGGUGUCCAAAGUCAAGUUUCUCCUAAUGUCAUUUAUGAUUCUAACCUACAGGUCGCCCUUAUCACAGGACUUGAUCUUGUCCUGGGAGAAGCAUAUACUGUGGAAUGGGAGCUGAAGAUGAAGGACACAGAAAAAAUAGACUGUUAUCCUGAUCAGGGUCCUGCUUCCAAAGACAACUGUUCUGUUCGCGGCUGUGCCUGGGAGGAAUCCACUUCCCCAGGAGUCCCUUUUUGCUAUGUCACCAAAGAUCUAUACUCUGUCAGUGAUAUUCAAUAUGACUCACACGGGGCCACAGCUGUCAUCUCCUUAAAGUCUUCUCUUUAUGCCAAUGCUUUGCCCUCAACACCUGUGAACUCCCUCCGUCUGAAAGUGACCUACCACAAGAAUGACAUGCUGCAGUUUAAGAUUUACGAUCCUAACAACAAUCGGUAUGAAGUCCCAGUCCCUCUCAACAUACCCACAGUUCCAUCCAGCACCCCUGAGAGUCAACUCUAUGAUGUCCUCAUUAAGAAGAAUCCAUUUGGGAUUGAAAUUCGCCGGAAGAGCACAGGCACUGUGAUUUGGGACUCGCAGCUCCUUGGCUUCACCUUCAACGACAUGUUCAUCCGCAUCUCCACUCGCCUUCCCUCCCAGUAUAUCUAUGGCUUUGGAGAAAAUGAACACACAGCCUAUCGGAGAGACUUGAACUGGCACACGUGGGGGAUGUUCUCCCGAGACCAGCCCCCGGGGUACAAGAUGAAUUCCUACGGUGUCCACCCCUACUACCUGGGCCUGGAGGAAGACGGCAGCGCCCACGGGGUGCUUCUGCUAAACAGCAACGCCAUGGAUGUGACAUUCCAACCCCUGCCUGCCCUGACAUACCGCACCACGGGAGGGAUUCUGGACUUUUACGUGGUCUUGGGGCCAACCCCAGAGCUUGUCACUCAGCAGUACACUGAGUUGAUCGGUCGGCCAGUGAUGGUUCCUUACUGGUCCUUGGGAUUUCAGCUAUGUCGCUAUGGAUACCAGAACGACUCUGAGAUUGCCAGCUUGUAUGAUGAGAUGGUGGCUGCCAAGAUCCCCUAUGAUGUGCAGUACUCGGACAUCGACUACAUGGAGCGGCAGCUGGACUUCACCCUCAACCCCAAGUUUGCUGGGUUUCCAGCUCUGAUUAACCGCAUGAAGGCCGACGGGAUGCGGGUCAUCCUUAUUCUGGACCCAGCCAUCUCUGGAAACGAGACGAAGCCCUAUCCUGCAUUCAGCCGGGGUGUAACAGAUGAUGUCUUCAUCAAAUAUCCAAACAGUGACGACAUUGUCUGGGGAAAGGUCUGGCCUGAUUUCCCCAAUGUUGUUAUAAACGGGUCUCUAGACUGGGAGAGCCAAGUGGAGCAAUACCGAGCUUUUGUGGCCUUCCCAGACUUUUUCCGUAAUUCAACUGCCACCUGGUGGAAGAGGGAGUUGAGAGAACUACACACCAAUCCACUGAGCCCGGAGAAGAGUUUGAAGUUCGAUGGCAUGUGGAUUGAUAUGAAUGAACCAGCAAGCUUUGUGAAUGGGGCAGUUCCUCCAGGCUGCAAGAAUAGUGCUCUGAAUCACCCUCCCUAUAUGCCACAUCUGGAGUCCAGGGACAGGGGUCUGAGCAGCAAGACCCUGUGCAUGGAGAGUGAGCAGAUCCUGCCCGACGGCUCCCGGGUGCGCCACUACGACGUGCACAGCCUGUACGGGUGGUCCCAGACCAGACCCACCUACGAAGCCGUGCAGGAGGUGACAGGAGAGCGAGGGAUCGUCAUCACCCGCUCCACGUUCCCCUCCUCCGGCCGCUGGGGAGGGCACUGGCUGGGAGACAACACAGCCUCGUGGGACCAGCUGAGGAAGUCGAUCAUUGGCAUGAUGGAGUUCAGCCUCUUCGGCAUAUCCUACACAGGAGCCGAUAUCUGUGGAUUCUUUCAAGAUGCUGAAUACGAGAUGUGUGCUCGCUGGAUGCAGCUGGGGGCCUUUUACCCCUUUUCGAGGAACCACAACACCAUUGGGACAAGGAGGCAAGACCCUGUAUCCUGGAAUGACACGUUUGUGAAUAUCUCCAAAAGUGUCCUGCACACCAGAUACUCCAUCCUGCCAUACCUCUACACCCUGAUGCACCAGGCCAGCACGCAGGGCAGCACUGUCGUGAGGCCUCUUCUCCACGAGUUUGUGUCAGACAGGGAGACCUGGGAAAUAGACAGUCAGUUCCUGCUGGGCCCAGCCUUCCUGGUCAGCCCCGUCUUGACGCCUAAUAACAGAAUUGUCUCUGCAUAUUUCCCCACAGCCCGCUGGUAUGAUUACUACACGGGUGUGGACAUUCAAGCAAGGGGAGAGUGGAAGACCUUGCCAGCCCCUCUUGACCACAUUAAUCUUCAUGUCCGUGGGGGCUACAUCCUACCCUGGCAAGAGCCUGCACAGAACACUCAGUUAAGCCGCCAGAAACACAUAGGCUUCAAGGUCGCCUUGGAUGAAAAGGGAGCUGCGGAAGGUUGGCUCUUCUGGGAUGAUGGGAGAAGCAUUGAUACCUAUGGAAAAGGGCUCUAUUACUUGGCCCACUUUUCUGCCAGCCAGAAUACGAUGGAGAGUCAUGUAAUUUUCAACAAGUACAUCACGGAUACAAACCCCCUGAAUCUGGGCUACAUUGAGAUCUGGGGAGUGGGCAGUGCCCCUGUUUCCAGUGUCAGCAUCUCUCUGAAUGGCACGGUUAUAACGCCCACCUUCACCUAUAAUGCAGCAUCACAGGUGUUAAGUGUUGAUGUGACCGGCAAAAACAUCAGCCUACAUAAUUUCAUUUCGCUGACAUGGAAAAGCACUGCGUGAAUUCUAAGAGCAAGAUCCUAUGAACGGCUUUGAAACUACUUAUACUUCAUGCUUGGAAAAUUAUUGUGUGUUGCUAAUUGGUUCAUGCCCAGUAUGGGUUCAAAUCUUUGAUUAAUUUUGUUUUGUGUUUUGCAUGUGUCUCAGCCCUGUGGGGUGGGCAGUAGGGAGGUAUGGAAAAUCGAUGGGUUACCUUAAUGUCUCUAUGUGAUCAGUACAGUAUCUGUUGUUCACCAUACAACACUUACUGAAGAUGAACGGGGUCCAUGGUGAAGUGCGUGCGUGUGUGCAUGUGUAUGUGUAUGUAAUGAGGAAAUAGGUCCCCC